Molecule: messenger RNA, 606 nt
Organism: Hansenula ciferrii
Lineage: Eukaryota; Fungi; Ascomycota; Saccharomycetes; Phaffomycetales; Wickerhamomycetaceae
Gene: YKT6
Product: palmitoyltransferase YKT6
Exons: 1
Coding region: 1-606 (201 amino acids)
Biological process (GO): endoplasmic reticulum to Golgi vesicle-mediated transport
Cellular component (GO): membrane; Golgi apparatus
Molecular function (GO): SNAP receptor activity
Source: RefSeq, a predicted model, not a curated record
AUGAAGAUCUAUUACAUUGGUAUCUUGAAAAGUGUUCCAGAUUCAAAAUCAAUUGAAUUAACUCAUGCUAAAGAUUUAUCAGAAUUUAGUUUCUUUGAAAGAAGUAGUGUUGCACAAUUUAUGACUUUUUUCAGUACUACAAUUGCACAAAGAACUGAAGCUGGUAAAAGACAAAGUGUUGAAGAAAAUAAAUAUGUUGGUCAUACUUUCACUAGAAGUGAAGGUGUUUCUGGGGUUUUAAUUACAGAUAAAGAUUAUCCUGUUAGACCUGCUUAUACAUUAAUAAAUAAAAUUUUAGAUGAAUUUUUAACUCAACAUCCUCCAUUACAAUGGAAAAAUUUAUCAGAAACAAAUUCAAGUUUAAAUUUACCAGAAUUAGAAAAUUAUAUUAAAAAAUAUCAAGAUCCUUCUCAAGCUGAUUCAAUUAUGAGAGUUCAACAAGAAUUAGAUGAAACUAAAAUUGUUUUACAUAAAACUAUUGAAGGUGUCUUGGAAAGAGGUGAAAAAUUAGAUUCUUUAGUUGAUAAAAGUGAAGCUUUAUCUGCAAGUUCAAAAACUUUUUACAAACAAGCUAAAAAGACAAAUUCUUGUUGUAUAAUUAUGUGA